Messenger RNA from Drosophila navojoa, 1334 nucleotides. RefSeq names its product mitochondrial ribosomal protein S29 (gene mRpS29). Gene Ontology annotation, molecular function: structural constituent of ribosome. The record is from RefSeq and is a predicted model, not a curated record. Gene Ontology annotation, cellular component: mitochondrial small ribosomal subunit; mitochondrial ribosome. Gene Ontology annotation, biological process: apoptotic process. Lineage: Eukaryota; Metazoa; Arthropoda; Insecta; Diptera; Drosophilidae.
CCAGCUGAUUUGUAGCUCUUAUUUAAUAUACACGCUCUUGCACUCCAAUCCGACUUGGAUGACGAAUUGUUAAUAAAAAUGUUUCGCAAACAAUUUGGUAACUUGUCGCGUGUCUCCACACACCUGUCCCGCAAUGUGCUAGCUGCUCGUGUGGCCAGCCGGGAGACUGAAAUGUCAACAAAUGCAGCGCCGGCAGAAGCCGUUACCGCACCGCCUCUCGUCAAUGAGUUUCGGACAGGUGUGGCAAAUCCUGGUGAGCACUCGGAUGUACAAUUAGGCAAAUUCUACACUAUUCCCAUGGAACAGAAGAAGCAAAUUUUCUCUGGCGGCGGCCUGCCAAAGCAAUACGAGCAACAGAUCAAGACAUUUACCGAGGCCUGCCUAAUGGUGCGUUCUCCUGCCCUCGAGCUGCUGAAUUACAUCAAGAGGGCUGAUCUGUCGAAACCGGUGGUACGUUAUGUGCUGUAUGGCGACAAUGGUGUUGGCAAAACACUGACCAUGGCACAUGUCUUGCAUUAUGGCAUGCUGAACGACUUUCUGCUGGUGCACGUGCCCUGGGCGCCCAACUGGAUGAAACGGCCCAAGGAGUCAGCGAACUCAGCCAGCCAAGAGGGCUUUAUCGAUCUGCCAUUUGAUGCUGCCGCCUGGCUGGUUCACUUCAAGGCGCAGAACUCGAAGCUGCUCGAACGCCUGCAACUGAAGACCAGCAAGGAGUACGUGUGGAGCAAGCGUGAGAGCACACCAGCAGGUUCGUCCCUGAUCGAAUUAGUGGAGCAUGGCAUUGCCAGGAUCAAGUAUGCAUCGGAGACAACGGCAGCUCUGAUCUCGGAGCUGAAGCAACUGGCCACAGCUGGCCAGUGCAAGGUAAUGGUGGCCAUCGAUGGCUACAAUGCCUUCUUCCAUCCCAUCACGCGCAUCUUCUCCGACAACAAGCAGCGUGUGUCCCCAGACCGCAUAACGCUCACCCAGCCAUUUCUGGAUAUUACCAACUACGACUGGACGAACGGCGUGUGCAUUCUAUCCGUGGACAAAAUAGCCAUGACCGAAGGUUACAUGGAAUCCUACUUGCCACGCUAUCUGCUUGGCAAAGAGGGCUUCGAGCAUUUGGAUCCAUUUGUGCCCGUGCACGUUGGCAAUUACACGGAGAAAGAGUUCGCCAGCUAUAUCAACUACUAUUUGGAUCGUCAUUGGAUCUCGAAGACGCAGCCCGGCUUUGAUGAGCAGCUCAAAUUCAUGAGCAACAUGAAUCCCUAUACACUAAUGCAGCUGGUCAGAGGCCUCUAGUGUUGUGGCUUAACAAUAACUUUUUGUUAGUUUCUAAAUGUUAAUAAAAA